UCAGUAUUUCAUGUUGCCUUUCUCUGCAUCUCCCACUCCCCGUUUUCUUCUCAGUGUGCCUCUCUUCCCCCAUUUUUCUGUGCAUCUCUUCCUCUCAUUAGCCCUCAUCAGACUGAGAGAGGAGUUCACUAUUGUGUAUCCAGCGUCCAUUUUUUCAGGAUGAUGUUUUCUCAAGAGCAUCAGGCGGUGAUGGCUGGCAGUAUACCUCUCUGAGUGGUUAAAUAUUUCACGGACGCCGGCAAAGAGAAGAGACAGAAGGAGAGAGAAACCUCCCAACACAACCGACAGAGGGUGGAGGAGGGGACUGGUGGCAGCAGAAAAUGGCUACUAUGACUACGGUACCCAGCUAUAACCCUUCGCUGUGGGUGAGAAUAUGUCACGCCCUGCCCCGGCUGGACUUCUCCAUGCAGAUGAGGGACAACGUCUUUGUCCCUGUCAGCUGGGAGUACCAGCAGACUUUGCUGGUUUUGUCCAGUUUAUCAGCCAUCGCUCUUGUUAUCUCCCUAUUGGUGGUUCUCUCCUUCCUCAUACACUACUGCUGCUGUCACCGUGGUGACCGGAACGAAGGAUCAGAAGAAGAGGAGGAGGAUGAGGAUGGCAGCACGGGUCACGGUUACAGUGGGAAGAAGGGGCGGGGAAUCUGCUGUGUCACGUGGGUGGCGGUGGCGGCUGUCACGCUCUGCUGUGUUGCCAUAGGCAUCGGUUUCUAUGGCAACAGUGAGGCUAAUGAUGGGAUGUAUCAGUUGACCUCGUCUCUUCUCACAGCCAAUUAUACGCUAGCUUCCAUCGAUCUGCUGAUUUCAGACACAAUUACUGGACUUCAGCUGUCUAUCUCUGGACCACUGGCCUCGAUGGAGGAGUUAUUUACUGGCAGCAAACCCUUCCUGGUUUCGACGCGGAACUGCCGGAGGUUAUCUGAGAACGUCAUCAACCUCCUCUCCUCCAUCUCCCUGGCUCGGUCCAGCAUUGACACUGGGCUGGGGAAUGACAGCGGUAUCAGCGGGGCGUCCAUCACGCCUCUGACCCCGGUACCGCCCUCUGUGGCGCCUACAGUGGUGCCUAACAGCGGCUUAAUGGCCAGCCCCUUCUCACCUGGCUGGGCGGCCAACACACUGAUGGUCAAUGAGGACUACAGGUGGCUGUCUUAUGUGUUGCUGCUGCUCCUUGACCUCAUAGUUUGUCUGUUCAUCCUGCUGGGACUCGCCAAACAAGCCCGUUGGCUGCUCAUCCUGAUGACAGUGCUGGCUUGGCUGGCCCUCUUCCUAAGCUGGGGCUCCCUGGGUUUGGAGACAGCCACUGUGGUGGCUCUCAGUGACUUCUGCUCAGAUCCAAACGCGUUUGUCCUUAACUCCACCCACUUCAACAGUGGGACCAGCUCAGACGUGUUGGAUUAUUACCUGACCUGCAACAGGCGCAUGAACAGUCCAUUCCAGCAGCUGCUGACCCAGUCACAGAGGGCACUCUCAAACAUUCACACACAUCUCUCCAGUCUGGACAGAAAUGCUCUCACACAGUUCCCCAAAGCUGAGAAAUCACUCAGGGAUGUUCAACAGAUACUCAACUCAACAGAGGGCAACUUUCAUCAGCUGGUGGCACUACUGAACUGCCGGGGUCUGAAUAAGGACUACAUUGACUCACUGAAAGGCCUGUGCUAUGAUGGGAUGGAGGGAUUGCUCUACCUCUCCCUUUACUCUUUUCUCUCUGCUCUGGCCUUCACUGCCAUCCUCUGCUCUCUACCUGGUGCCUGGAGGAGCUUCCCCAGUGAAUCAGAGGAGUACGAAGACUCAGACAGCGAGAGUGAGGACCCCUUCACUUCCCAUCAGGCACGUAGACAGACGUCCUCGGGGUCUCAGCGAGGGGCCAUGGCCCCCUUCUAUAAUUACCCAGGGGCAGGGUGGACACCCCCCUUUUCUAGCGCGCCGCCCCUCCCGACUCCAAACGUUUCCUCCAAUGGCAACCCUGGCUAUGAGAGCCUACCCUUGACUGACAGGCAGUCCCCACCCCCCUCUUACUCUCCCAGCAUGCUGACUGGUUACGGGGGAAGUCAAUCACACCCCAACCCCGCCCAUUCGAGGAACCUGUAUUCACGUUGAUUAUUAUUAUUUUUUGUUAGGAAAUGUAUAGAAAAAAAAAAGUUUAGUUU
Molecule: messenger RNA, 2143 nt
Organism: Pundamilia nyererei
Lineage: Eukaryota; Metazoa; Chordata; Actinopteri; Cichliformes; Cichlidae
Gene: ttyh1
Product: tweety family member 1
Exons: 16
Coding region: 321-2093 (590 amino acids)
Cellular component (GO): smooth endoplasmic reticulum membrane; plasma membrane
Molecular function (GO): volume-sensitive chloride channel activity; intracellularly calcium-gated chloride channel activity
Source: RefSeq, a predicted model, not a curated record